Gaeumannomyces tritici R3-111a-1 is the source of this 1711-nucleotide messenger RNA. RefSeq names its product acetyl-hydrolase. Gene Ontology annotation, molecular function: hydrolase activity. Lineage: Eukaryota; Fungi; Ascomycota; Sordariomycetes; Magnaporthales; Magnaporthaceae. The record is from RefSeq and is a predicted model, not a curated record. The transcript has 2 exons. Bases 98 to 1711 code for a protein of 537 amino acids.
CGUAUAUCGGCACAGGAGCAAGGAACAGCAAGCAACAACCCCACGAGUCCCCAACCGACGACGCCCCCGUCGUCCUUUCGCCUGGAAGCACACAAACAUGGCCUCGGAGCAGCGGCUCAGACUGUUCCUCGACACCCUGUCGCAGGUGCCGUCGCUGGCGCGGGUGGCGCUCCUGCACGUCCUGCGGCUGUCGCAGCAGUCAAAGUACCUGGACCUCCGGACCGAGCUCGUCGUGGCCGCGCUCCGGUCCUUCGUCAACAGCCCGCGGCCGCUGAGCAUCACGGCCACGCAGGCGCUGCUGGGGCGCGACCCGGGCGUCAAGGGGCGCAUAUGGGUCAGCCGGUACGCCAACCCGGUGCCGGCCGACGCCGCGAGCGUCCGGGACGCGCUGCUCGCCGCCAUCGACGGGCUGGCCGCCGACAUGCACUGCAAGACUGAGACCGAGACCGGAUCCUCACACUCCACACCCUCCUCCUCCUCGAUGAAGAAUAGCGAGGCAGCACAACCACCCGCCUCAUCGCUCCUGUCCCAAACCCCCGAGGUCGUGUCGGUCGAGGCCGAGUGGACGGGCUACCGGGCGUCAGCGACGCCGCAGUCGCCGCUGCCGGGCGGCUCGGAGCGGGAGCGGUACGACGAGAUGAUGAAGGCGUGCGGCGGCGGCGGCGGCGGCGAGGGCGGCACCGAGACGAAGACGACGUCGACAACGACCAUCAUGUAUAUGCACGGCGGCGCCUAUUGGCUCAUGGACCCGGCCACGCACCGGCCCGUUGUCAAGAGGCUGGCCAAGCUGACGGGGGGCCGCUGCUACUCGGUGCGGUACCGGCUCGCGCCGCAGCACCCGUUCCCCGCCGCCAUCCUCGACGGCCUGGUGGCCUACCUCACGCUGCUCUACCCGCCGCCCGACGCGUUCCACGAGGCCGUGAGCCCCAAGCACAUUGUGUUUUCUGGUGACAGUGCGGGCGGAAACCUGUGCCUCGCGUUGGUACAGACAAUCCUAGAACUCAACCGACAAAAGCGCCGGGUCUCAUGGUUCGGCGAGGAGCGCGACCUGCCCCUGCCCGCAGGCGUGGCCGUCUCCUCACCGUGGCUGGACAUGACGCUCAGCUCGCCGUCGUGGCGCACAAACGUCCAGUGGGACUACCUACCCCCCGGCGGGCGGGACCACAUGGACUCGCCGAACCGGCCCCCUUGCGCCGCGUGGCCGGCCUCCCCUCCCCGCAGGAGCGUAUACAUCGACGACUCCCUGGUGCUGCACCCGCUCGCGACGCUGCUGGCGGCGCGCGACUGGGCCGGCGCCCCGCCGACCUACAUCUGUACCGGCUGGGAGCUGCUGGCGGACGAGGACAAGGCCAUGGCGGGCCGGCUAGCGGGCGCGGGCGUGCGCGUCGUGCUCGAGGAGUACGAGGCCAUGCCGCACUGCUUCGCGCUCGUGUUCCGGGGCCGCCUCGCGGCCUCGGACAGGUGCUUCGACGCCUGGGCCGGGUUCGUGAGGGAGGUGGUGGCGGGGCCGGGGGCCGGGAGGGACGGGCCGUCGACUUUUACGACUAUACGGGCCAGGACGCUCGACGAGGUGCCGCUGGCGCCCGAGGAGCUGAGGCCGCGGUCUGAGGAGGAGAUGAGGGAGGAGCUGGGGAGGAGGUAUAGGCACCUGAUGCAGGGGGGUGUGGGUGUUGGUGCGGCGUUGCCGGCGGGGGCGGCUGCUAAGCUGUAA